ACAUCUAACACUUUUCGAAUCGAUCAAAUUGAGUUGCACGCAGACCGUACUGGUGACCGCGUUUAAAGCUAAAUUAGUGACGGAAAAUACAAAUACUUGCAGACGGUACUACGAAAAUUAGUCACACUUACAAUAUUAUUGUGCAAAUUGAAUGGUUAGCAAAUGAAAUAAGAAUAAAAGUAAAAAUAAUAUGUCCGUCACUGUGGAUCGUGAGAAAAACAUGCAAGCAACGGCGCAUGAUGAGGUCGAUUUCAGUAGCGGUUUCGAGACACAAUAUCUGCAGGAGUACCGUCCGCCGAAAGCAACGGUGCGUCCAGCGCCACCCGAUCCCAGUUUGGCUUGGUAUCGCAACACCAUGUCGAUUAUGAUGGUCUGCUUUCUUUUCGUUGUGCUCAUGACCGGUUCAAUCUUCCUCAUACGCGCGAUCUUCUCCUCAGACCCCACAACUGUGGUCAUACUGUUGGUAGCCUAUUUGGCGGUUGCAUUUUUCUUCAUUUGGCUAGAGGUGUUUAGCAAGCACGUGCGUUGAGUUCACAAUGAAGUGGGAGAUUUCAAAAAAAUAAGAAUUUACUUUCAGAAAAAUUUUCAGUGAUAACGUUUAUAUAUGUAUGUACUUAUGUAAAUAUUUAAAGCAUUAAGUGAUAUUAAAUUAAAUUUUAUUUUACAGAUAUCCCAAUUAUUUAUGUAUGUGUUUACUGCCAAUUGUUAUGGCCACAUAUUGAAAAAUAAAUAUGUUCAAAUUUGAUCGUGUUAAAGAUUAAAAA
Molecule: messenger RNA, 764 nt
Organism: Ceratitis capitata (Mediterranean fruit fly)
Lineage: Eukaryota; Metazoa; Arthropoda; Insecta; Diptera; Tephritidae
Exons: 1
Coding region: 191-529 (112 amino acids)
Source: RefSeq, a predicted model, not a curated record